AUGAGCAUAGAGGUGCACGUACGCAUCCGGCCACACGUGCCAAACGGCGUGUGGUCGAGCGCGGAGACAGUGUUGUACAGCACGCACAACCCCAACACACGCUACGUGUACAACAAGGUGCACCACAUCGGCACUACCAACCACGCCAUCUUCCAGGGCAUCGAGGCUCUCGUGCACGCUGGCUUUGACGGCAAGAACGUGACGGUCAUGGCGUACGGACAGACAGGGAGCGGCAAGACGCACAGCAUGAACGGCACCGACACCGACCCCGGCGUCGUGCCACGUACCGCCAAGUUGCUGCUGGACCUCCGCAAAAACUUCCCCGGUACGCAUAUCGUUGCGUACUUUACGGAGAUCUACAACGAGUCAGUGAAGGAUCUCCUCGAACCGCAGCGGGGGGAACUCGCGCUGCACGACGCUCCUGACGGCGGCAUAUACUUCGAUAAGAAGUCGGUGCCCAUCGAGACACUUGAAGACUUUGUGAAGCUGCAAAGCGUGGCGGAACGGAACCGUAAGUAUGGCGUGACAAACCUCAACGACCACAGCAGCCGCUCGCACAUGAUUCUCACAUUUGAGAUCAACAGAGGUAAUCGACAGGUGAGCACAAUCAACCUGGUCGAUCUUGCCGGCUCCGAGUCCGCGUCACGCGCGAACACGGAUGGCGUUUUGCUGCGUGAGGGUGGCUUCAUCAACAAGAGUCUCUUGACGCUUGGUAAUGUGGUGGAUGCGAUUGUGGAGAAACGGCCGUACGUGCCGUACCGUGACGCAAAGCUCACCCGCAUAUUGCGCAACUGCCUUGGCGGAUCUGGUAUGACGUUUAUUCUUUGCUGCGUCAACCCAUCCCACGAGAACUUUGAGCAGACAGUCGCUAGUCUGCGGUUCACGCAGCGUGCGAUGAAGAUUAAGAACGAUCCUGUCAUGGUGCUCAACAUGCCGCCGCUCUUCACCCAUCAAUACGGGAUGGGCGCCGAGGAACUCGUGUGUGGCUUCCGCGAUUUGUGCGAUGCGCACUAUCAACGUGGCUUGCGUGACGCUUUCAUGUAUACUGGCAAUACUAUGUCCUCUGUUGUGAGCCACUUUGAUGGGCAGAUAUCGGACUCGCUUCAUGCCAUGGCAAAUGCCCAGCGCCUCCUCAUUGCGCACGACCACGCUAUGGCCGUCGAUCAAGUUGGCCGCCUGUACAACCAGCUUCAUGAGCUCUCGCGCCAGCGGCUUCAGAGCAAAGAUAUUGAAGAGCACGAACGCAAGCGACAGCGCGACACCGCAGGGGAGAUAGACGCGCGAAAGGAAAAGAUCGCCCGCUUGGAGGCGGAGGUGAAGGAGAAGAACGCCGACGCUGACACGGAGCUGGCCGGCUGGGAGUACCAGCUCUACGAGGCCCGACAGCGGCGCUUGACGCCGCUGGAACUGCUGCUCACCACGGAGAAGGCUCGGCGGUGCCGUGUGCAGUACGAGUGGGCCGUCUGCAUGGAGCGCAUUUCGGCGCGGUGUGUGCCGGCGAUCAAGGCGCUGGGCCCCGCCACGCCGCCGGUCGCUGACAAACACGCCGUGGUGCAACAGAUGCGGCAGCGCCUGCAGCAGGCACGGCAGGAGUUGGCUGACCUCACCGUGGCGCACGACAUGAUCAAGGAUGACCUCCCGGAGCUGCAGCGGGAGGUGGAGGAGAGCUCGGCCGUGUGUGCAACUUCUUCAUCCACCGCGUCACUGUCGCCCCAGCCACGGCCCAACGACAUGAUCAUUGAUGCAGAUGCAACAAAUGCGGAGAUAGAAGAGCGUAUUCAUCAAUUGGAAGUAGAGGAGAAGGCGCUGAUGACGCGGGCUGUGCACGUUGCUCGAUGCGAGAGCACGCGGCGUCUUCGAGAGUCGCUGGGGCAGCCGCGCUCCCGCACCCCACCUACCUGCCGCUCGGCAGUGUGCCACGUCCGCACCCCACCGCCUUCACAACCGAAGCAGCAAGGGAAAGCAGACGCGUCACCCGCUAAUGCCCGCGGUGGCACUGGCUGCUACGCAAGUCCGGUGCAACAGCGCAGCCCGACACCACGCACCGCACGCACCAUCUUCCCCACAUCUGAGGUGAGCCCCGAAGUAGACACAUUCCUCUCCCGCAGUAACAAAGCCGUAUCACCAUGUGAAGACGAGCAGUUGGCAGACGGCGUGCGCAGGGCUCUAGGGGUUUUACGCGAUGUGCGGAGUAAACUGAUGCGCCCAGUGCAGGGACGACGGCGAAGGGUUGACGCUGCUGCCUCCAUCCCUGAUUCUGGGAGAGCCUCACCUGCACCAGAAACUGCACGCUCGGGCUCGCGCCACUGCCGCCGCACGGUGUCGCACACUCCACAGGAUGACGACAUGACACUGGCAGAGGUGUACAUGCGCAAGGACGACGUGAGGGACGAAGAGCCAGUCGUCGGCAUUGCGGCCAGACGGCGUAUGGAGGGUGCCCCUGUACGGCCAAACGUUGAGCGCGCGCUGUGGCGCUUAUCACUGUCACCGGCCGGCACCCCAUUGCAAGUGGCAGGGCGUAGCCGUUCUCGCCGCCGCUAA
Messenger RNA from Trypanosoma grayi, 2541 nucleotides. Its product is annotated as kinesin. Gene Ontology annotation, molecular function: microtubule motor activity; ATP binding; microtubule binding. Gene Ontology annotation, cellular component: kinesin complex; microtubule. The coding region runs from base 1 to 2541 and encodes 846 amino acids. The transcript has a single exon. The record is from RefSeq and is a predicted model, not a curated record. Gene Ontology annotation, biological process: microtubule-based movement. Lineage: Eukaryota; Euglenozoa; Kinetoplastea; Trypanosomatida; Trypanosomatidae.